This is a messenger RNA of Pleuronectes platessa (European plaice), 1916 nucleotides long. Its product is annotated as endonuclease domain-containing 1 protein. Lineage: Eukaryota; Metazoa; Chordata; Actinopteri; Pleuronectiformes; Pleuronectidae. The record is from RefSeq and is a predicted model, not a curated record. Gene Ontology annotation, molecular function: hydrolase activity; metal ion binding; nucleic acid binding. The transcript is spliced from 3 exons. The coding region runs from base 554 to 1462 and encodes 302 amino acids.
UCACCAUUUCUAGAUAUCUUUAUUUAUUUUUUGUGUAAACUCUGUUGUUGAAAAGCAGGAAUCAGCAGCUUCCUGUGUUUGUGUCUGUUUUUCGACGAGUGGGAAUGACAGAGGAAACAUUCUCAAUAAUCACAGUCACUGAAACAUCAGACUCAAUUUACUCAAGCGUCUGUUUUAAGAUGAAAAGUUGAUUGAUCUUGUGAAGCUUUCAAAUCUUGUUUUUCCUGUGAUUUGCUGUGACUGGUUGACCUAACACAAAAUAAACAUUUGACUAUUCAGUUAGCCUGGAAAUUAAGUUUCACAAUCACUCAUCUGACUUCCAGGCAACUACCUUUAUUUAUUUUAGAUCAGAUUAGAUUCCCAAGAAUCCCUCGGCUGUGUGUCACCUUGCAGUGGUUGGGAACACGCCCACUUUCAUACACGGCUGAAAUAUAAAUAAUGGGACUUCCUCCUUCAGCUCUUUAGAUCUCUGGUCUUGUUUCCACUGCUGUUUGAACAGAAGAUCUCUGAUUUUCAGGAAAUCUGAGCUGUGCGUUCAGUGGUGGCGUUGAAGAUGCCGUUCCUCCUGCCGCUCCUUGCCCUCCUCCUCCUGUCCGCCGCUCCCACAGUAACUGAAGUGGUGACAUCGAUGUCGGACUGUGACCAGUACUUUCUUAACCAGGCUCCACCACAGAUCGGGGGAAUCUUGGAAGGAGGGAUCAUCCUGAAACAGAAUAGAUACAAGCCCAUUUGCCAGACCUUGAGGGACGAGAGAAUAUUUGUGACACUCUACGACACCACCAACAAAAUCCCAGUGUUCUCUGCUUACAAGUACACUGGGAUAAAAGACAUAGCGAGACAAAAUCAGUGGAAGAUAGAACCACAGCUUGAGGAAAUAAAGUUGAAAGCAAACAUGGAGAUGGAAGAGGAAGGGAAGAGCUACAAUCACCAGGCCGAUAAUAAAAAUUACAUUAACGACCGAGGAUUCCAAAAAGGACAUUUGUUACCACAAUCCUACGGUUGGGACAUAAUUGCAAAAAGAGCUACCUUUACCCUGACCAACAGUGUUCCUCAAGUAGAUUCAUUUAAUUCGAAAAGCUGGAGUUACGUGGAGUCCUGCGUUAAAUGUGUCCUUGAUGAAUACUGCAUCGACACAAAUGGCAAAAUAGAAGGCUUUGUGGUGACCGGAGCACAGCCCAGCAUCAACAACAUCCUCAACAACAAGGUUAAUAUUCCCACGAUGCUCUGGUCAGCUUUCUGCUGCUACAGCAGUAAACAGAAGACGUGGUUAGCAGGGGCACACUGGGGUGAGAACAUUCCAGAUGGAGGUCGAGUGCUUCAGACCAAGACCUUGGACGAGCUACGUCUAGAACUGGGAGAAAAAUUUAAAGCAUUCCCUGAAUCACAGUGUCCGCUCACCACCACUGUCACCCACCUUUACCCUCCACUCAGUAAGUUCUGUAAGUGCCCUAAACCCAUUUAAACUACUUCUGCUCCUCCCAUUUCAACAUCUGUAUCUCCAUAACCUGGUCCUCUUACUACCACAUCUGGCCCUGUCCCUACCACAUACCAGAGUAACAACUAGCAGGAGUUUUGGGAUCAAAUAUAUAAAUAAAACAUCAUUGACCCAAUCAAGCAGUGAAGAAACAACGACCUCUAACUUUUCUAUGUUACUAACAUAUAAGAGAAACUUACCUUUUUCUCCUGUUUCAUUUGAUUACUCGAGUUUUAACAUUGUUGUGAUGUGAUCUUAAGAAUAGUAUGAGAAUCUAAUCUUUGCAGCAUCCUGUGUUUUUUCCAUGCAGCUCAUAUUACUCUAAACCAAUCUUUAAAUGCGAUAUCAUUCUGCUCUCUGAUAUUUUUGAAGUUUUUUGUUUAAAAAUGUACGGCUUCUUAAUGUAACUUUGAUUUCCAUUAAAGAUUGUGACUAGAUUAAA